Molecule: messenger RNA, 5712 nt
Organism: Sphaeroforma arctica JP610
Lineage: Eukaryota; Ichthyosporea; Ichthyophonida
Exons: 6
Coding region: 1-5712 (1903 amino acids)
Biological process (GO): positive regulation of transcription by RNA polymerase II
Cellular component (GO): transcription regulator complex; histone acetyltransferase complex
Molecular function (GO): protein binding; histone acetyltransferase activity; transcription coactivator activity
Source: RefSeq, a predicted model, not a curated record
AUGGAGCACGAAGACGCCUGGCCGUUCCUGGAGCCCGUAGAUCACGUCAAAAUGAACAUUCCCACCUACCCGAUGUUGGUCCGGAAUCCGAUGGAUCUAGGCACAAUCAAGACCAAACUGGACAAGAAGCAGUAUCCAGACCACAUCGCAUACUGCCUGGAUGUGCGACUGGUGUUCAACAACGCCUGGACCUUCAACAAAAAGACCCACCGCGUGCACAAGCUGUGUACAUCCCUGAAUGCAGCGUUUGACGAGUUGAUCACGGACAAGCUGGCACAGUUAAAGUACUGCUGCAACGGGCAAAAACGUACCUACGUUCCCGUGCCUCUGUACUGCAGUGGGUUAGUGUGCGCCGGUAUGGGUGUGAUACCACGCAAUACGUUAUACUACAUGCACACCACUGCACUGGGCAAACCGUACAAUCUGUGCUCAAAGUGCUGGAACGACUAUGACCCCCUACUGGACGGCCCUGGUCCUUUGGGAGUAGCGAACAAUCCCAAUUCAACCACAGCUGUGUCUGACGAGGGUGUCGGAGGUGUGCAGCAGAUCAUGCUGCUCGACGAGUUUAAUCAGCAAUUCACGGCCGCCAAGGCUGACUUUGAGGAGAAGACAAAUAACGAGCUCGAAGAGGAGCCGUACGAGGCCUGUUACGGGUGCGGCAUGCGGGUGCAUCGGGUGUGUCGCAUGUUUAACCGGAAUGCCGAGAAGUACCUGUUCUGCGAAUUGUGCAGACAGGACCGCAGCGGGACGCUCAAGCAACCGGCAUUCGAGAGGUUCACUGCUGAGAAGCUGCCCAGUACCAAGCUGUCUGACUUUAUCCAGAAGCGUGUGAAUAAGAUGAUUGACGACAACGAGAAGAAGGAUGUGGACAAGGCGAAUGCCACCAAGGUCAAGAAAGAGCCUGGCGCAGAUGCAGUGGGCGAUGAUAAAUAUUUAGAGUACAAGGAGGGACGGAUCUGUGUCAGAAUGAUCCACAACACGGUGAAAACGUAUGUGUCUGGCCCUCUCAUGACGCAGAGAUACCCACAGUCACCCCCAGAGUUUCCCUACAGGCAUAGAGGACUUCUUUUCUUCCAGAAGAUCGAAGGUAACGAUGUGGCGUUCUUUGCCAUGCACGUGCAAGAGUUUGGGUCGGAAUGCCCUGAACCCAACCGUAACCGCGUGUACCUGUCGUAUAUCGAUAGUGUCAAUUAUUUCCGGCCUAAGGAUAUAAGGACAUCGUUCAAUACAUUCAGAUUUGCCAAGUAUAGUUCGGCACUGGUAUUGUGGCAUCUGCACACAGGCACGGGGCCUACUAUCCACAGCGGCGAGUUCACCUGCAAUGUCUGUACGAAGCCUCUCGAGGCGUUCCAGCCCAGAUACCACUGUACCACCUGCGAGGAUUGGGACAUGUGCGUCGCCUGCUUCGACAAAGAGGGCCAUAAAGAGAACCACGACAUCAACAAGGUCGGCACAGACCUACUCGGCAUCAUUGAUGUUGAGGAAGAGGAGAAGAAAAAGGAAGAUACUGAGACGAAAAAGGAUGAGAAGGCGGGCGAUGGCACGAAAAGCGUCAAGCCUGCUGAGGAGAAGCCUAAGCCUCCCGAGCUCACUCCUGCCGAAGUGGAAGCACAGGCCGCCGAGCGCAACCGCAAGAUCUGCGCUACUCUGAUACAUUGUGGACAGUGUACAAAGGCCAACUGCCCGUUCGACAACUGUGCGCGAGUGAAAGGCAUGCUACAGCACGCCCGCACCUGCAACGGCCUGUGCGAGACGUGUAUGUACAUCAAGAAGGUGGUCAUGGAGCAUGCGGCGCAGUGCAAGUUGGGCUACGAUGCCUGCCCACUGAUAUUCUGCAACGAGUUACGGAAGCGCGAGGUACAGCGGGUGCAGCGACUGAUGAUCCAGCAACAGCAGACUAAGAACCGGCGCAGGCUGCAGAUGGAGAUGCAGAUAGUGGCCAACCAACAGCCCAACACGCAGAACAAUAGCCUGGCCGUGGACAUGUCCAACAACGGUCAUCUGUUGAUGUCGCCGACACUCAAUCCGUCAAGCAUGCCAUCACCGAGUUUGACAGGCAACAAAGAACACAUAGGAGGCAAGGGCGGCAAGGGAGGCAAGGGCGGCAAGGGCAUGGGCGGCAUGCAAUCGCCUAUGAUGGGUAUGGGCUCACCAUCUAUAGGCGGUGGGGGUAUCAGCAACAUUCAGCAGCUGCAGUACCAGCAGGCACAGCAGAUCGCGCAGCGCAAGCACGAGGCGAUACAGGCCAUACGCCGACAGAACCUGCAGAACAUGCAACGCACCCGGCGGCAGCAGGAGCUUGCGGCUCAGCAACAGGCGCAUAUGGGCCACGGUGCGGGCAUAGCCAGUAUGAUGGGCGGUGUGGGGGGCAUGGGUGGCCUGGGAGGGAUGGCAAUGAACGGCCUAACCCCGCAGCAGCAGAUGGUGGUGUUACAACAGCAGCAGAUGCGACAGCAGAUGCAGAACAACCCAGCCUUGAUGCUACGACAGCAGCAGCAGGCGGUCCAGCAGCAGGCGAUGUUACAGCAGCAACGAGCGAACCUGCGCAUGCAGCAGGAGACAGCGCAGCAGCAGGCGGCACAGCACAACGUGCUGCAGCAACAGCAGCAGCAGCACCAGGCCCAAGAGGCCAGUGCGCCCCUCCUGGCCAGGCAGGCCCAAAUAGCGCAGUUGCGACAGCAGCAAAUGCACCAGCAAGGGAUGGGCGGAGGCGGUAAUGGCGCGGGUGAUGUGGGUGGCAACCAGGGCGGCAUGCAGCAGAAUGUGCAGCAGCAGCAGCAGAUACAAGAGAAGAAACAGCAGCUGCAGAACCUCAUGCAGCAGGUGGAAGAGAAGAUGAAGAGUACGGCUGCUAACCUGCACCACUGCAACACCAAUCUGCAGCGACUGGCGAACGUGCAGAUACUGUCGGCGGAUCAACUGCGCGAGAAGGAAACCCUGCACCAGGCCCUGCAGCAGUGCUUACAGGAGCACAGCCAGCUCAAGCGCCACGAACAAGAGCUGCACAACGAGGCCCAGAUGCUCAUGCAGGCCGUGGCGCAGGCCAAUGCGAACGGCGCAAACGUGGGCAAUAUGAACGGAGGGGGUCAGAGUGUUCUGCCCGGAGGGGGUAUGCAUCCGGGCAUGCAGAGCGCGCGUAUGAUGAGUGGUGGUAUGGGAGGUGCAGGGCCAAAUAACAUCCCCGGGACGCCUUCCAUGGGCCAAAUGGGAGGUCCCGGCGCGGCAGCCAUGGGCAUGAAUGGGGGCGGAGUUGGCGGUAUGAACAUGAACCCAUCGACACCGUCGCAGCGUGCGGGCCACCUGAACCCGCCCACACCGUCACAGUUCGGUAGCAUGAUGCCACCCCACACGCCUGGGGCUGGCGGCAACACGCACGCGGCUGUCGGGGGAAGGCCCUCACAGACCGGCAUAACUCCAAUGACUCCUGCCAAUGUCCCGGGUACGCCAGCGGGAUCACUGAACCAGAGCAAUAUUGGGGGUAACCUGGGUACACACCAGGGGUUGGGCCCGAGGCCGUCGCAGAUGUCGGCUAUGAGUCCAGCGGUGGGUCCGAAUAACAUGGGCGUUGGUAAUACCCCCAAUGCCGGGGGCAUGAUGGCAGGCCCUAUUGGUGGGCAUGGAGGCGCCAGUUCGGCUAUUGGUCUAGAACGGACUGCUAGCCAUUCGUCCUUCUCGCAGAGGACGUCCACGGGCAACGCCGGUCCGAAUGUCGGCAAUCUGGGACACAACGAGUUCUCGCAGCAGCUGAGGAUGCUGGCACAUCGGAAAGGGCUGGAUCUCAACAACCUCUCAGAUUCGCAGAAGGCGUUGUUGCAGAAAGCCUGGAGGGCCCAACAAGGGAAUAUGGGUGGGUCUAUAAGUGGCAGUGUACCGCCAAGCCCGCAGAUACCUAUUACCCAACAAGGAGGGCAAGGCCAGCCAGGAACCCCGUCCAUGGGCAUGUCCGGUUUGCAACAACAACAAGCACAUGCACAAGCUCAGGCACAAGCUCAGGCACAAGCUCAGGCACAAGCUCAGGCACAAGCUCAGGCACAAGCUCAGGCUCAGGCGCAAGCUCAGGCUGCGUCAGGCUGCUCAGGCUGCUCAGGCUCAGGCUCAGGCUCAGGCUCAGGCUCAGGCUCAGGCUCAGGCUCAGGCUCAGGCUCAGGCUCAGGCUCAGGCUCAGGCUCAGGCUCAGGCUCAGGCUCAAGCUCAAGCUCAGGCUCAGGCUCAAGCUCAGGCUCAGGCUCAGGCUCAGGCUCAGGCUCAAGCUCAGGCUCAGGCUCAGGCUCAGCAGCAAAGAAUGUCGCAGCAGCACCAGAUGCUAAUGCAGCAGAACGCAGCAGGCAACGACAGGGCAAUCAGUCUGAGGGUCAGCCGCAACCGGCAGCCACAGGCCGCAACUCGAGUGCGUUGCAGUCCGUACAACUCACACCCGAACAGCGCCACAGGCUGCAGGAGCUUAUGCAAGACCCCUUCGCGCGGGCACAGAUUGCCGAGCAAAUGUCACGUGUCCGAGAAGACCCCACUGAGAUUCAACGCAUACUGCAGAGGUUCACGUCUCGCCCGUCCCCGCUGGGAGGAGCGGGUGCAGCAUCUGGGGCAGGUGCGAACAUGGGCAUGGGUGCUGGGAGUGCCGGUCCUGCAGGUGCAGGCGGAAACGGCGGGGGGCCGGGGGGACUGGGUAUAGGUCAUUUAGGAACCCAGGGAGGACCUGGACUGAAUGCUGGUGGGCCGCCACCGCAGAGCCCCAUGAUUAACAACAACAACAACAACAACAACAACAACCCACAGACACCAAUGAUGCAUCCACAGACACCGGGGGCAGUGCUGAAUCCCAACACCCCCGGUGCUGCGAAUAUGGGUGGAGGCGGUGCAGGCAUGAAUGUGGGCGCGAACAUGGAGGGCGGGACUGGAGGUGCCGGAUUGCUGGCUGGAGGCACCAUAAAGAUCGGUGACCGAAAUUUCACGCUGAGCGAUUUGCAAGAUCAAGUGCACAUGGGACACUUGCAGAAUCACCAGCUGCAGGAGAUUGUGAGGAGCUCUAUGCUGCAGGCACAGCAGAGUCAGGGUCAGGGCCAGGGUCAGGGUCAAGGUCAAGGUCAAGCUGGUCAGUUACAGCAAGCACAGGCACUUGCUGCACAGAGGGCACAACAACAGCAGCAGCAGCAGCAGCAACAACAGCAACAGCAACAACAGCAGCAGCAACAGCAAAUUAUGUUUAGCCAACAACAACAGCAGCAAGCUAUGCAGCAAGGUGGGGGGCUGGGCCAAGGAGACGGGCAGGGCAAUUUACAACAACAGUUGAUGCUACAACAGCAACAACAGAGGCAGCAGCAGGCUCAACAACAAAAGCAGCAGCAGCUGCAGCAACAAAUGUUCGCCAUGACGCAACAGAACAACAAUGCUGGGGGAGGAGGGACUAGUGGCGCUGGUCCGACGCCUGAGCAGCUGAUGAUGCUACAACAACAGCAGCAGCAUCAACAACAACAGCUACGCAACAAUCAACAGAUGUACCAGCAACAACAGGGCUAUCAGCAGCAGCAACAACAACAGCCACAACAAAUGCCGAACAUGGAUGCAAGUGGAGGUGGUGGAAUGGGCGGUGCCAACGGGCCCACGCCGCAACAACAACAGCAAUUGAUGAUGCUGCGACAACAGCAGAUGAUGCAGCAACAGCAACAGAAUAGACAGGGUGGUACUGGUGGAGGGUUCAUGGGAGGUCUUGGCUGA